Molecule: messenger RNA, 2298 nt
Organism: Carlito syrichta (Philippine tarsier)
Lineage: Eukaryota; Metazoa; Chordata; Mammalia; Primates; Tarsiidae
Gene: KCNC4
Product: potassium voltage-gated channel subfamily C member 4
Exons: 4
Biological process (GO): potassium ion transmembrane transport
Cellular component (GO): neuronal cell body membrane; voltage-gated potassium channel complex; dendrite membrane
Molecular function (GO): delayed rectifier potassium channel activity
Source: RefSeq, a predicted model, not a curated record
UACUCCUCCCGGGCGGCCAGGGUGGUGGCCUUUGCCUCUCUCUUCUUCAUCCUGGUCUCCAUCACCACCUUCUGCCUGGAGACCCACGAGGCCUUCAACAUCGACCGCAACGUGACAGAGAUCCACCGGGUGGGGAACGUCACCAGCGUGCGCUUCCGGCGGGAGGUGGAGACCGAGCCCAUCCUGACCUACAUCGAGGGCGUGUGCGUGCUGUGGUUCACGCUGGAGUUCCUGGUGCGCAUCGUGUGCUGCCCCGACACGCUGGACUUCGUCAAGAACCUGCUCAACAUCAUCGACUUUGUGGCCAUCCUGCCCUUCUACUUGGAGGUGGGGCUGAGCGGCCUGUCAUCCAAGGCGGCCCGCGACGUGCUGGGCUUCCUGCGCGUGGUGCGCUUUGUGCGUAUCCUGCGCAUCUUCAAGCUCACGCGCCACUUUGUGGGGCUGCGCGUGCUGGGCCACACCCUCCGGGCCAGCACCAACGAGUUCCUGCUGCUCAUCAUCUUCCUGGCCCUGGGCGUGCUCAUCUUCGCCACCAUGAUCUACUAUGCCGAGCGCAUCGGGGCCAGGCCCUCCGACCCGCGGGGCAAUGACCACACCGACUUCAAGAACAUCCCCAUCGGCUUCUGGUGGGCCGUGGUCACCAUGACGACGCUGGGCUACGGGGACAUGUACCCCAAGACGUGGUCGGGAAUGCUGGUGGGGGCGCUGUGUGCGCUGGCCGGUGUGCUCACCAUCGCCAUGCCGGUGCCCGUCAUUGUCAACAACUUCGGCAUGUACUACUCCCUGGCCAUGGCCAAGCAGAAGCUGCCCAAGAAGCGGAAGAAGCACGUGCCGCGGCCGGCCCAGCUCGAGUCGCCCAUGUACUGCAAGUCUGAGGAGACCUCGCCCCGGGACAGCACCUACAGUGAUACCAGCCCCCCUGCCCGGGAGGAGGGUAUGAUCGAGAGGAAGCGGGCAGACUCUAAGCAGAACGGUGACGCCAAUGCGGUGCUGUCUGAUGAGGAGGGAGCUGGCCUCACCCAGCCCCUGGCCUCCGCCCCGUCCCCUGAGGAGCGCCGGGCCUUGCGACGCUCGGCCACUCGAGACAGGAACAAGAAGGCAGCUGCCUGCUUCCUGCUCAGCGCCGGGGACUACGCUUGUGCCGACGGUAGUGUCCGGAAAGAGACCUGCCAAGACGCCCUCUCGUCCAACUAUGCCCAGGCUGAAGUCCUCACCCUCUCUUAAAGCGGAACCAACGUGAGAGAGACAGGCAGACAGACAGAAAGCCAGAGGCUUAGGGAAACUCUGGAACCCAGGCAAGAAUCUUUUCGCUGGGAAAGACUCAGAUAUCCUUGUUUGCACAGGACUGGUGGAAAACUGCCCAUGUGACCUUCGGGGCCCAGAGCCAUCUGGGUCUGAUGUUCUGUUCUACUGUACAUUGAAGAGAUAUAUAUGCACAUAUAGUAUCUAUAUUCAUACAUACUAUACUCUUGUGUGUAGUGCACGUGCUAUUGGUGGUUUGUCUUGUUAGGCUGUGUCUUCCCAUACCUUUGUCCCACCCAGGGUUUCCCAUCCCUGUCACUGAUUCCCUGUUGUUUCUGCUGACUGUGUGGAAUGUCCCAGGAAAAGUGCAUCUGGGAAUUGCCAGUCCAGAUGGGCGGUCCUGGGCGACUCUCUCGAGGGUGUUUCCCCUGUCAACAGGUGGUCUGUUGAAGGCCAGACUGCCCCCCAGGGUCACUGCUCCACUCGCCCCACCCCACCCCAGAUUGGGGUUCUACCUCCUGCCCCACACCCCAGCUGUGGGGGGACUUCCAGGGGCUCCUCUGCGGCCUCCUCCCCUCCUUCUUCCACCCCAUCUGUGUCCUUGACUAAGGGGGGCGUUUUGUCUUUUUGAUUUUUGAAUUCUUUUUUCGUUCCGUCUCCUUCGUCUGUUUGUUUUCAAAGAUGCUGCUGGGCAGACGGGCAGGGAAGGGAUCUGUCUGCCCCUUUGGCUCAGGGGUCUGGGAAGGGGAAGCCUCGGGCGAGAGGAGACCAGUUGCAAUACUGUACUUCCUGGCUGGUGGCCAGGGGAUGCGUGCAAUAGCGGAGGCCAGGUGACCCCUUCAGCCUUGGCCUCUGCCCCUCCCUCGGCCCUCCUUCCCCACUCCCAUCCCUCCCUCCUCCCUGGUGUUGGUCGGUCCUUUUCUAAAGCUGUCCCCUUGUCGUGUCCAUGGCAUGCCCAGGCCGGACCCUGCGCCCUGUCCACAUGUCUUCCAUCGUUAUGCUCUGCUCGAGCCCCAAUAAAGACAUCUGGAGCGUCCUGCUGCUCGUGCUGUGUAA